AUGAAGAGUGAAUAUCGGCCAGUCAUUGAAAGGACGACAAACAAAGCAGAAGACCACGUUCCCUAUUUUUUUAAAAUGACGGAGACCACCGAUGAGGCCAAAGACUCUGCUCCAACAGGAGACCUGUCAAAACUAAGCAAAAGCCGGGAAUCGAACUGGCCCACUGUACUGUUCUUCAUACACAUCCACCUGCUAUCACUCUAUGGGAUCUGGCUGUUGUUUUUCGAAGCAAAAUGGAUGACAGUGAUAUUGUUGGUUAUUCUUGCGUCGUUUGCAAUAUUGGGAGUUAACACGGGGGCCCAUAGACUUUGGGCACACCGCACAUACACCGCAAGCAGGGAGUUACGGUUCUUUUUGAUGAUUCUACAAACAUUAGCGGGACAGGGAUCUAUAUACAGUUGGGUUCAGUACCAUAGGUUACACCAUUCGCUCUUCAACACCGAUCUUGAUCCAUACAACCCCAAAAAAGGCUUUUUCUACGCACACAUACUGACGCGGCUUAGCAAUCUUAGCCCUUAUCAAGAGAAACUGAAGGAUCAAAUCGAUAUGUCCGAUAUUGAGAAGGAUUCUAUUGUGAUGUUCCAAAAGAACUUCUACUGGCUGCUGUACGGAGUUUUAUUCCUCCUUCUACCGCUGAACGCGCCCUUAGAGUAUUGGGACGACUCGGUGGUUAGCGCCGUAUUCGUCAUAGGAUUCCUGCGCUACGCCCUAGUCCUUCACGCCUCUUGGCUUGUCGAAAGCGGCUUCUGCAUCUGGGGCCUAGCACCCGGCGAUAAGUACCCUUCCGACUCCAAUUUAGUGUUCUUCCUUAAUCGAUCAUUUUGGCCUCAUUACCACUAUCUUAAUCCCUGCGAUUACAAAUCAGGAGAGUACGGUACCUACGAUUCUGGUUGUUCUACUGCGUUCAUCCGAGUAUGGGCUGCGCUCGGUCUGGCGAAAGACCUGCGUACACUUGAAUCUACGACAGUACACGCAGCGAUGGCUGAGGCCGCGAAGACCAAAAGGCCUUUAAGCACGUGCCUAAAAGAGGCCACAAAACUACAACGACUGCCUGAAGACCACUACCUAAGA
Iphiclides podalirius (scarce swallowtail) is the source of this 1071-nucleotide messenger RNA. The record is from the annotation of a GenBank genome assembly. Lineage: Eukaryota; Metazoa; Arthropoda; Insecta; Lepidoptera; Papilionidae.